This is a messenger RNA of Emiliania huxleyi CCMP1516, 921 nucleotides long. RefSeq lists its product as hypothetical. The transcript has a single exon. The record is from RefSeq and is a predicted model, not a curated record. The coding region runs from base 1 to 921 and encodes 306 amino acids. NCBI's taxonomy places the organism in Eukaryota, Haptophyta, Isochrysidales, Noelaerhabdaceae.
AUGCUCGAGGCCAGUGACCGCCGAGCUCUCGCCGCGGGCGGAGGGUCCUACCUCGCCGUCGUCUGCGCCUCGCAGGCGGUUCAGCUCGUCGCCGGGAUCACGACGGCCACUCCACUCCUCCCGACGCUGCUCGGGGCCUGCACCGUCGGCGGCGCUUCUGCCGUCGCUCUGCGUGCCGCAGACGCUGCUGGCGGCAGACGCCGCUCGCUUGCGUCGACAUACGCGUGCCACAGCGGCGGGUCGGCCGACGCGACGGCGGCGCUGGCGGGCGCGGCCCUGCACGUGUGCUUUGGCUUGGGGGUGCGAUUCUGGGCUCUCAGCCCGUCGAGCCUCGCCGCCGAGGGCGCAUUCGCCUGGGCGGCCGCCUCGCUGCCGGCGGGCGAGGGAUACGCCUCCACGCCCCAGAGGGAGGCGCUGCAGCGAUUUGGCCGCCUCGCCGGCUGCCACUCUUGCGGCACCCGCUUUGCGGCGCAGUAUGUCGGCGACCACGUGCCUCCUCUCUCGGUGGCGAGCCGCCGCCCGCGGCUGCUCAGCGCGGUGCUCGGCCGGCCGGCCUUCCGCUUCUACCCGCAGUGUCGGGCCUGCUCCGCCCAGCAGGCGGCGACGAUGAACCGCCGCGCGCGUGACCUGCCCUCCACCCUCGCGAGCCGUGCCGUCUACCACCUGCCGUCGCCGCUGCGCGCCACGAGCUACGUGGGCGUGGCGGUCGUCGCCCUCGCGCUCGCCGCCGAGGCCGACGUCGGUCCCGCCCGCAGAGCUCUCUCCAUCGCGUCGGGCGCCGCGGACGCCACUCGGCAAAAGCUUCUGUCGGCCCGUGCGACCUGCGUUCGCGCUUGUGUGGCCGCCCGCAGCGCGCACCUUCACGCUGAGCCUGCCUUUCAUUUCUGCGCAAGCGGAUCCUGGCGGAUUUUGAGUAAAUAA